Messenger RNA from Parastagonospora nodorum SN15, 1305 nucleotides. RefSeq lists its product as hypothetical. Gene Ontology annotation, molecular function: alpha-amylase activity. Gene Ontology annotation, biological process: oligosaccharide catabolic process. Lineage: Eukaryota; Fungi; Ascomycota; Dothideomycetes; Pleosporales; Phaeosphaeriaceae. The transcript has 2 exons. The record is from RefSeq and is a predicted model, not a curated record. The coding region runs from base 1 to 1305 and encodes 434 amino acids.
AUGGCAACGACAAGAAAAGAUCUUUACGUCGGUACCGACAAACACAAAUGGUGGAAGGAAGCUGUUGUUUAUCAAGUUUACCCAGCUUCGUUCCUGGACACAAAUGGUGAUGGCUGGGGAGAUGUUCCCGGCAUCACUUCGAAGCUAGACUACCUCAAAGACCUCGGAGUGGACGUUGUCUGGGUCAGCCCAAUCUACAAAUCUCCCCAAGCAGACAUGGGAUACGACAUUGCCGACUACGAAGACAUUGAUCCAUCCUACGGCACUCUCGCCGAUGUCGACAACUUAAUCGCCGAGCUCAAAAAGCGCGACAUGAAGCUCGUCAUGGACCUAGUCGUAAACCACACCUCCGAAGAGCACGCCUGGUUCCUCGACUCCCGCUCCUCGAAAACCUCCUCAAAGCGCGACUGGUACAUAUGGAAGCCUGCAAAGUACGAUGCUGAUGGAAAUCGCCAACCCCCAAACAAUUGGGCGCAGAUUCUUGGUGAAGCGAACUCCGCCUGGACAUGGGACGAGAAAACCCAAGAAUACUACCUCUCCCUCUUCACCCCCGAGCAACCUGACUUGAAUUGGGAAAACCCCGCCGUCCGCGCUGCCGUCCACGACGUCCUGCGCUUCUGGCUCGACCGCGGCUGCUCGGGCUUCCGCAUGGACGUGAUCAACCUGAUUUCUAAAGUGCAGUCCUUCUCCGACGCCGCUGUAUCCGUGCCCACCAACAAAUACCAGCCGGGCGACAAAUUCUACGCCAACGGCCCGCGGCUGCACGAAUACCUCCAGGAAAUUAACCGCAAGGUGUUGUCCAAGUAUGACACACUAACGGUCGGCGAAAUGCCCUUCGUCCGCGACGAAGACGAAAUCAUCCGCGUCGUGGGCGCGGACCGCGAGGAGCUUAACAUGAUAUUUAGCUUCGAUCUUGUGGAUAUUGAUAACGUGCCCGGCGAUUUCAAGUACACGCUACACCCCUGGGAUGCUCGUGACCUCAAGCGUAUCGUCAAUAGGCUGCAGCGCCUGAUGCUCGAGCGCGAUGGCUGGAACACGCUAUUCGUCGAGAAUCACGAUCAGCCACGCAGCGUGUCGCGAUACACAGAUGAUAGCGACCAGUGGCGCUCGUACGGCGCGAAGCUACUCGCGCUGAUGCAGUCAACCCUCGCAGGCACGCUGUACGUCUACCAAGGCGAGGAAAUCGGCAUGCGCAACGUCCCCACCGACUGGCCCGAGGAAGAAUACAAAGAUAUUGAGAGUAUCAAUUUCUUCAAGAAGUGCGUAUAUCACCCCCACCCCCCUUUCCCCCUCACUUCCCACUAA